Molecule: messenger RNA, 2472 nt
Organism: Papilio polytes (common Mormon)
Lineage: Eukaryota; Metazoa; Arthropoda; Insecta; Lepidoptera; Papilionidae
Gene: kra
Product: protein krasavietz
Exons: 12
Coding region: 276-1535 (419 amino acids)
Cellular component (GO): cytoplasm; membrane
Molecular function (GO): protein binding
Source: RefSeq, a predicted model, not a curated record
CUGCAAUACCACUUAGACAUUUAUUUUCAAAAAUACCUUUUAUUUCGUUUGAAACAUUUGCAAACUAUUAGAAAAAUAGACGGUGAGAGAAUAUUUAAAUCGAUAUUCGUGAUCUAAACUACCGGACAUCCGGUGACUCCAUACACGUUGUCUCUAGUUCUCGAGGGAAUAGAGAUCGUUGCAGCGUUUCUUUCUUUUCUGAACAGGCGCAGUCCGAGAGAACUCGCAAAAGGAGUAAAAGGCUCCUACGUAACCUGUCACUACCAAUAUAUUGUAUGAGUCAGAAGGUAGAAAAACCAGUAUUAUCGGGUCAACGGAUCAAGACCAGAAAAAGAGAUGAGAAAGAGAAAUACGACCCUAACGGGUUCCGCGACGCGCUGGUGCAAGGGUUGGAGCGCGCCGGCGGUGAUCUGGAGGCGGCGUACAAGUUCCUAGACGCCGCCGGCUCCAAACUCGACUACCGCCGCUAUGGGGAGGUCAUCUUUGACGUGCUCAUCGCCGGCGGCCUGCUGCUCCCCGGCGGGUCGGUGUCGAUGGACGGCGAGACUCCGAAGACCAACACGUGCAUCUUCUCCGCCAGCGAGGAUAUGGAUACCAUGCGCAACUUCGAACAGGUCUUUGUCAAGCUCAUGCGUCGGUACAAGUAUUUGGAAAAAAUGUUUGAAGAAGAAAUGAAAAAGGUCCUAGUUUAUUUGAAAGGAUUUGAACCUCAACAGCGCAUCAAACUGGCUCGUAUGACUGCACUAUGGAUUGGUAACGGGUGCGUACCGCCGUCGGUGCUGCUGGUGCUGGUGAACGAGCACCUGCUGAAGGACAACCUGGCGCUGGAGUUCGUGCUGGAGGUGUUCGCCACCGUGAAGCAGGAGCGCGGCGUCACCUCACUCGUCACCGCACUCAAGAAGGGACAGCUCGAGGGCAGGCUGCUGGAGUUCCUGCCGCUGAACCGUCGCAGCGAGGAGGUGCUGGCGGCGUCGUUUGCGUCUCGUGGCCUCGCUGAGCUGCUGCGGCUGCACCGCGCGCAGGCCUCGCAGGAGGCUCGCCGCGAGCUGACAGCGGCGCUGCUGGACGAGCUGGCGGAGGACAAGCCGGUGCGCGACCUCAUACAGGAGCUGCGCGACAUGGCGCACAAGCACGCCAUACCGGACCACGAGAUCGUCGCCAUCAUAUGGCAAUGCGUGAUGUCCCGCGGCGAGUGGAACAAGAAGGAGGAACUUCUAGCAGAACAAGCGGCGAAGCAUCUACGGCAUUACACGCCGUUGCUUGCCGCUUUUGCACACUCCGCUAAAGCAGAAAUCGCAUUGUUAACAAAGGUGCAGGAAUACUGCUACGAGAACAUGAGCUUCAUGCGCGCGUUCAGCAAGCUGGUGCUGAUGCUGUACAAGACGAACGUGCUGUCGGAGGAGGUGAUCCUCAAGUGGUACCGCGAGCCGAACUCCUCCAAGGGCAAGGUGAUGUUCCUCGACCAGAUGAAGAAGUUUGUCGAGUGGCUGCAGAGCGCAGAGGAGGAGUCUGAGAGUGGUGAAGACGAAGAUUAGAUUAAGAGCAGCGUGAGACUGAACCUUACACAGCGCGCCGUCCCACUCCGCACACACACAGACAGACAUACAGACAAACAGCCGGGCGACAACUCGUCUUGCUCCCUUACUAUCCCCUACACGCCCCUCACACGACACAGACAGACAGACAAACAGCCGGGCGGCGCCCCGCACCCCCACCCCGCGCCCUCACGCCCCCCUCACUGCAGACAGACAAGCUAAUUAUAUAUGUAUAUUUGAAUCAUUAACGCAAUCCCUUUUGGCUGUAGGACAUAGAUAUUAUGACUAACAUCGUGUGUAUUUACUAAUGAUUAAGAUAUAAGUGUUAAAUUGGACUCGAUGACAGGCUUGAAUAGUAUCGGAAUGUGAUAGCUCUGUUUGGCCAAAUUAUGUGUGGGAAUGUCGCAAAACAAACUAGCUUUGUGUCUCAAGAUUAGCACCGGCUUCUGUUGGUGUAUCUGACAGUAUUUGAAUGUGGAUUUUAUGAAAUCGUAGAAUAAUGUGAAUCUAAAGUGUUAGACUGCCAGAAUAGUUGUCAUGUUUGAUACAACGAAAUUGAAUUAUGGUAGAUUUUGAGUUUAGACACGUUUUAGCUAUAAACUAGCGGUUUUUAAAUGAAUGAUCAAACUUUUGUUUAUAUUUUGUUAAUAGAUUAAAUAGUUUCCAUAGACAAUGUUGUAGUUUUAUAGCGUUUAAACACCGCUAGUGAGUGUAGCUUUAGGCAUCUGGCAACACUGACCACUCUCCCGUGUUAAUGUAAUUUAUAAUAAUGAAUUAAUUGAAAUAUCCAUAGUAAUAAUGUACCGGCGGAGCGGCGCGGGUUUUCUACCACUGUAUAUUAUUCAUUUCUAAAGUAACGUAACGUGUUGGUGAAAUAUAAUAUUUUUUAUUCAAUUUUUUUAGUAAAAUUCAAAUAAACGGUGGCAACACUUCUAAA